CAAAAUGAUCCAUGAUCAUAUUGUAUUCGGAUUGAUGGCAAAAAAUUCACAUCAUGUGGCGCCAAUUGUGUUCGCUUCAAUAAGUAUUGGCUGUGCAGUCAAUACGCUUGGCCCGUAAAUAUUCACGUUUGGUGGUAGCAAAGAUGAAGCUGAACCAGUGGAACAUUUGUUUUUUGAAACUCACAACGAAGAUGAUUUUUUGCCAAUGGCAGUCGAUGGUGAGAAUGAAGCGGCCAUUAUCGUUUGCUCGUCUGGCACAACUGGGUUUUCGAAAGGUUUAUUUUUAUGUUUAAUUCGACUUCGUUUUCAAAUUCACUAAAUUAUUUGAUUUAUUGAUUUCUCUACUUGAAGGAGUUUGUUUGUCUCAUGCAGCAUUGCUUGAUUCCUUAUCUUCGUUCCGUGUUUCCCGCCGAGUGCUGUGCUGCUAUGCUUUAGUUCACUCUACUGGAUUAGUGGCAUCGUAAUAUUGCUGCGAGGAACAUUGCACGAUUCUACUCGUGUUAUAACAACUGAAGCCUAUUCACCAAAACUGCAGCUUCGAAUGAUCGAAAAAUAUAAAUUUACAUAUACGAUGAAUGCACCGCAUCAGAUGGUGUUGAUGUUGAAAAUUGAUGAUCUUACUAAAGCCGAUUUAUCGAGUUUAAAAAUUUGUUUUGUUGGUGGAAGCAAAGUACCUUUUUAUGUGCAAACCGAAAUGAAUUCUAUUCUUCCAAAUGGACACGUGCACGUCGCCUAUGGAAUGAGUGAAAUGGCUGGUAGUGUAGCGCGUGAUUUUCCCCGACUAAGCGGGAAAGAUUGCGUUGGUCGAUUAGUCGCUGGAAGUCAUGCCAAAAUUAUUGACGAUCAAGGUCAACGGUGUGGAGUCAAUGUGAACGGAGAGAUAUGUUUUAAAAUGAAUUAUCGCUUCCUCGGAUAUUAUGGCAAUCAAAAGGCAACCGACGAGCUAUUUGACGAUGAAGGUUUCCUUAUGACCGGUGAUAUUGGCCAUUUCGAUGAUGAUGGAUUUUUGUUCAUUGUCGAUCGGAAGAAGGAUCUUUUGAAAUAUACCGGUUUUCAUCUUUCUCCAUCAGAAAUCGAUGCCUAUUUGAUCCAAUCGCCUUGUAUUAAAUCAGCUUGUGUCGUUGGCAUUCCUGAUGGCAUUGCUAAUGAUUCACCAGCAGCUGGGCUAAUGGAUCGAAUUAUUCAGAGAAACAAGUUUUUGAUUUGGUUGCAGAUCACUUCGCGGACCAUUGCAAACUUCGAGGUGGUGUUUAUUUUAUUGAUUCACUACCAACAACGCCUUCAGGGAAGGUUCUGAGAAUGAAAGUGAAGGAAACUGCAAUUCCUUUAUUCAAUUCAAACCAUAAUUGUAUUGAAGCUACCAUGUCAUUCUUUAUUAAGUUUUUGCACUAUAUUGUUUA
Messenger RNA from Sitodiplosis mosellana (orange wheat blossom midge), 1400 nucleotides. RefSeq names its product probable 4-coumarate--CoA ligase 1. Lineage: Eukaryota; Metazoa; Arthropoda; Insecta; Diptera; Cecidomyiidae. The transcript has 4 exons. Gene Ontology annotation, biological process: long-chain fatty acid metabolic process; fatty-acyl-CoA biosynthetic process. Gene Ontology annotation, molecular function: long-chain fatty acid-CoA ligase activity. The coding region runs from base 542 to 1297 and encodes 251 amino acids. The record is from RefSeq and is a predicted model, not a curated record.